Molecule: messenger RNA, 1431 nt
Organism: Charadrius vociferus (killdeer)
Lineage: Eukaryota; Metazoa; Chordata; Aves; Charadriiformes; Charadriidae
Gene: GPR132
Product: G protein-coupled receptor 132
Exons: 3
Coding region: 1-1431 (476 amino acids)
Biological process (GO): G1/S transition of mitotic cell cycle; G protein-coupled receptor signaling pathway; negative regulation of G2/M transition of mitotic cell cycle
Cellular component (GO): membrane
Molecular function (GO): G protein-coupled receptor activity
Source: RefSeq, a predicted model, not a curated record
AUGGCGUGCGACUCUGCCACAUCCCUGCCUCGGCUGUGGCCAUCUCCCUUACGUGUGAGCUGUAUUCACCUGCUGCGCUUCACCUUAGAAGGGGAGGUCUCCAAGACCAGUCUGUGGUGUGCAGGUGUACAGCAGCUUUCACAUCGGUCAGAUGGUUCUGAUUCGAGGACAAGCCCUUAUGUGGCCCUCUGGCAAGAGAUUUUAGCCCAACUAGCACAGCGACCGUUGCCUGCUAACCCUCACGAACAUGUCAGCGUGCGAGCAGAGUAUGGUUUGCCACAGGGGGAAGUGGAAGGUAGUCGCAGAGAAACACCAGCUCGAAAAAGAAUGAUGGAAAAUUGUACAGGCAUAAAUAAUAACUCCAGUUGCUCAGAAAUUCCCUACAGUGAGAGCAAGAGACUUCUGAUCGCUGUUUACAGCAUCGUUUUUGCCGUAGGCCUUCCGGCAAAUUGCUUAACUUCCCUGCUUACAUUUGUACAAAUCCAGAGGAAAAGAGUAAUUGCCGUCUACAUUUUCAGUUUGUCAUUGUGUGAGCUGAUGUAUUUAAGUACUUUGCCUCUCUGGAUUAUCUACGUGCAAAAUGAGCACCGGUGGAAUAUGAGUGAAAAUGCCUGCAAAAUAACAGGAUUCAUCUUCUUCUGCAACAUAUACAUCAGCAUUCUGCUUUUGUGCUGCAUUUCUGUGGAUCGUUACGUGGCGCUGGUAUAUGCUCUGGAAUCCAGGGGGAGAAGAGGACAGAAAAAAGCAAUCAUAAUAGUGUGUUUGCUCUUUGCAGUGGUUGCAAUAAUCCACACUCCAGUAUUUCACGUGGAUAGUUCUCAAAAUGGUACUAAUAUGGCAACCUGCUUUGAGACUUUGCCCCUUAACAUAACAUUGGCUUCUUUCAGCUUUGCUAGAUUCCUAUUGGGAUUUGCCGUACCUUUCGCAGUCCUCAUUUUCACAAACUACAAAAUCUUCCAAAGUACAAAAACAAGCAGCAGCUUGACUUGUAGCCAAAAAGCCAAAGUGAAGUAUCUGUCUAUCGCCAUUAUUGUAAUUUUCCUGAUAUGCUUUGCUCCCUACCAUGUGGUACUCAUCAUAAGAUCCAUAUACUUUAUGUUUCAUCAAGAUUGCUCAUGUCCAUUCGAAAGAGAUAUAUAUUCAGUUUUUACAGUGUUUCUGUGUUUAGCCACUGCAAACAGUGUUGCUGAUCCAAUCAUCUAUGUGCUGGCUAGUGAAAAUGUCAGAAAAGAUUUUUAUAGGAGUCUGAGAAGAUGGAGAUUGAACUCCUCCAGGCUGAAUUCAUCCAUUAAUAACAAGACUGAAAGCACAAAAUUGAAAACGUUAAAAUCACAAGAAGGAAGGCUAAGAAAAGAAAACAAAGAAAUACCAGAUUCAUCUGACAUUCAAAAGACCUGUAGUAGUGGCAAAGACCAAGAAGGUGGCAGCUAG